ACAGGGUGCCGCGGCCGCAGCACUGGAUGGAAGGUUGGAUUGAGCGCCUCUCCUCUUCUCCCUCUCCUCUCUCUCGUUCUUUUUUUUUUUACCGGGACAGCACGAGACCUGAACGGGACACGAACGGGACCCGAGGCAGCGUGAGAGAGAAGAAGAGCCAGGGGACACUGAGGAAUAGAAGACCCCGGACACAGAAUAUCAGCGGAACAGUUAAAGACCGCGGAAUUAAAGGACUGUGGACACCCGCCAGUCAAGACUGAAAGAGACCUGAAAGAGACCGCAGCUCUCUCUCCCUAUCUUUUGAUCUCUUCUCUUUAUUUCUCUCUCAGUCCCGCUCCCUCUCUAAUGGGAGUAACUUAGAACACGCUGUUCCAUCUCACGCCCCCGCCCCCCUCCCUGUGUUUCUGUGGUGAUGGAAGCGCCCAGCAGGAAGUGAUGUCGUGGAAGAGGAACUACUUUGCGUCGGGCGGUGGCAGCGGGAGUCCCGGUGGAGGGCUACAGGGCCUGAUCACGACUCCGCGGACUAUGGCCUCCUUCGCCCCGAGUAAAGGCCUGAGCAAUGAACCUGGACAGAACAGCUGCUUUUUAAACAGUGCCCUGCAGGUUCUGUGGCAUCUGGAUAUCUUCCGUAGAAGUUUCCGCCAGCUGACCACUCACAAGUGUAUGGAAGACUCUUGCAUCUUCUGUGCCCUCAAGAGUAUCUUUGCCCAGUUCCAGUUCAGCAGUGAGCGUGUGUUACCGUCGGACGUGUUGCGGAGUGCGCUGGCCAAGACCUUCCAGGACGAACAGCGUUUCCAGCUGGGGAUCAUGGACGACGCAGCAGAAUGCUUCGAGAACCUACUGAUGCGUAUCCAUUUCCACAUCAGCGCCGAGACCAGAGAGGACAUCUGUACAGCUAAACACUGUAUACCACACCAGAAGUUUGCCAUGACGCUGUUCGAACAGUGUGUGUGUAAUAGUUGUGGAGCCUCGUCGGACCCCCUCCCCUUCAUUCAGAUGGUUCACUACAUCUCGACCACGUCCCUCUGUAACCAGGCGGUGAGGAUGUUAGAGUGCAGAGAGAAGCCCACCCCCGACAUGUUUGGAGAGCUGCUCCGUAACGCCAGCAACAUGGGAGACCUACGCAACUGCCCAAGUAACUGUGGGGAGGUGUUGCGUAUCCGCCGUGUGUUGAUGAACUCUCCAGAGAUAGUGUCCAUCGGCCUGGUGUGGGACUCAGACCACUCUGAUCUGGCUGAGGACGUCAUUCACAGCCUGGGCACCUGUCUACGCCUGGGGGAUGAGAUGCCCAAUGGCGCGGGGAGUUUCUGGUGUCUGACGGGGGUGAAGCUGACUUCAGACCACUUAAGACAGUGGUCUUCAAACCACUGA
Oncorhynchus kisutch (coho salmon) is the source of this 1371-nucleotide messenger RNA. RefSeq names its product inactive ubiquitin carboxyl-terminal hydrolase 54. The record is from RefSeq and is a predicted model, not a curated record. NCBI's taxonomy places the organism in Eukaryota, Metazoa, Chordata, Actinopteri, Salmoniformes, Salmonidae. Gene Ontology annotation, molecular function: cysteine-type deubiquitinase activity. Gene Ontology annotation, biological process: protein deubiquitination. The transcript is spliced from 9 exons. The coding region runs from base 436 to 1371 and encodes 311 amino acids.